This is a messenger RNA of Penicillium pulvis, 555 nucleotides long. Its product is annotated as carboxymuconolactone decarboxylase family protein. NCBI's taxonomy places the organism in Eukaryota, Fungi, Ascomycota, Eurotiomycetes, Eurotiales, Aspergillaceae. The record is from RefSeq and is a predicted model, not a curated record. Gene Ontology annotation, molecular function: peroxiredoxin activity. Bases 1 to 555 code for a protein of 184 amino acids. The transcript has a single exon.
AUGCGUCUUCCCUACGUUCCAGACCCACUACCGACCACCACCGACGACGAAGCCAGAAUCCUAGCAAGCGUCCAGGCCCGCCGAGCCCCAAACCCCCUUCUGCCCCUCGACCUCGCACUCCUACACUCCUUCCCGGUGACAGAAGGCUGGAAUUCAUUUUUGGGUGCUAUCCGCACCCGAACAAGUCUAUCGACUGUGGUUCGCGAACUAGCCAUCUGCCGCGUUGCGAUCAUCAAUGGCGCUUUAUUUGAAUGGGAGCAACAUGCACCGUUGCUGAAACAAGGUGGACUGAGCGAGGACGCGUUCAAACUGGUUGGAGACGCACAAGUGGAUUUCUUGGAUGAUGGCUCAUUGAGCUCAUUGAGUGCAGAGCAGAGGGCAGUUUUGAGAUAUACGGAUGCUAUGACGAAGACUGUCACUGUGCCGAAUGAGGUGUUUGAGGAGUUGAAGGGGGCUUUUAAUGAUCAGGAGAUUGUUGAGAUUACGGCAACUGUUGCGGCUUAUAAUUGUGUUAGUCGGUUCUUGGUCGCGUUAGAUGUUGGUGAGAAGAAUUGA